Messenger RNA from Emiliania huxleyi CCMP1516, 459 nucleotides. RefSeq lists its product as hypothetical. The transcript has 2 exons. Gene Ontology annotation, molecular function: protein binding. Bases 1 to 459 code for a protein of 152 amino acids. NCBI's taxonomy places the organism in Eukaryota, Haptophyta, Isochrysidales, Noelaerhabdaceae. The record is from RefSeq and is a predicted model, not a curated record.
AUGGCCGCCCACGACUCCAUCAUCCUCGAGGAGGACAUCGACGAGGACUACGACCCGACGCCAGACGAGAUCGAUGAGUACGCCACCUGGCUCGGCAUGAGGCGGCCGGAGGACGACGACCUGCUCUGGAUCGCGAGCGAGGGGCUCAAGGCGCCGCUGCCGGAGCACUGGAAGCCGUGCAAGACGCAGGACGGCGGCGAGAUAUACUACUUCAACUUUGCGACCGGCGAGUCCGUCUGGGACCACCCGUGCGACGACUACUACCGCAAGACGUACGAGGAGGAGAAGGCCAAGAAGCUGCGCCGCUCUGCUGAGGGGAAUGGCCGUCCGGCAGCGGCGCCCAGCUCGCCAGGGCUGGGCCGGCAGCCUCCUGGCGGGCCCAUCGGGCUGAGCGCGCUCGGUCGGCGCCCGGCGCGCGGGGGAGAUCGGAACCCGGUGCGCCGACCACCGGACCGCUGA